Messenger RNA from Morone saxatilis (striped sea-bass), 969 nucleotides. RefSeq names its product olfactory receptor 2K2-like. Gene Ontology annotation, cellular component: membrane. The transcript is spliced from 3 exons. The coding region runs from base 10 to 969 and encodes 319 amino acids. Gene Ontology annotation, biological process: G protein-coupled receptor signaling pathway. NCBI's taxonomy places the organism in Eukaryota, Metazoa, Chordata, Actinopteri, Moronidae. Gene Ontology annotation, molecular function: olfactory receptor activity; G protein-coupled receptor activity. The record is from RefSeq and is a predicted model, not a curated record.
CUGCUGUGGAUGGAGAAUGUAACAAUGGCAGCUCCUCUCCAACAGCCUAUCGUGUUCGAGCUGGAGGGCUUCCACAUACCACCCGGCUACGGCUCUUCCCUGUUUAUCCUGGCUCUGUUUAACUUCAUGGUAAUCCUGUUGGGGAAUGGCGUGGUGGCGUGUAUCAUUGUCAUAGACAAGAGCCUGCACAGACCCAUGUUUAUAAUGCUUUUCAACCUGGUGGCAUGUGAUCUGCUGGGGGCCACGGCAGUGCUGCCUCGCCUCAUGAUGCACUUCUUGAUGGGGCAUAAGAAGAUCGCCUACAUCCCGGCCCUCAUCCAGGCCUUCUCUGUGCACACGUAUGGCGUUGCAGUGCAGACUAUACUGGGUGCGAUGGCCUAUGACAGAUAUGUUGCUGUGUGCGAACCACUCCGGUAUCACACCAUCAUGACCUCAGCUCGACUGCAGUCUUGCUGCACCCUGGCCUGGGUCGUGGCUCUGCUGUGUAUCUCCGUGCUCUUUGCCUUUCACAUGAACGUCCCAUUGUGUGGCAACGUCAUCCAACACGUCUACUGCAGCAAUCGAGCUAUACUGAACCUGGCCUGCUGUCCCACCACCAUAAAUAAUAUCUACGGUCUUGCCAUGACCUGGUCCGUGAAAUCAGUUAUCUGGCUGAUCACUGCCUUUUCUUACUUCAGAAUCCUGCUUGCUUCCAUAAAACAAGGCAGUGCUGACAGCAUCAUCCGCAGCAAGGCCUUUCAGACGUGCACACCGCACCUUAUUGUGUACGUGUUGUCUGAAAUAGCUGCAAUGGUCAUAAUUUUGAGUCAGAGGUUCCCCUCAGUGUCCCCAAACAUCAAGAAGUUCUUCAGCAUCCUGUUCAUCAUCGUUCCACCAACCAUAAACCCCAUUAUCUACGGACUGGUCAGUAAAGAGCUACGUGUUAGCAUCAUCAAGCAUUGUAGCUUACAAGUCCGUCACAAAUCAUAA